AUGGGGGCAGAGAUGGAGGAGAAGGAGAUGGCGUCGAGUGCUUGGGGUCGGGGGUCGUGGUCGUCGCAGGCCACCGACGAUCACAGCAGCAAGCUCGAGCCCGUGGCGGGCCGGAUACCGGCGGGAAAUAAGUUUUACUAUGGCCGCAACUCUGUCUUCCUGCUGCUUAGAGGCUGCAAUCCCUUCUUCUCACUUACCGCUCCCCAAGUCAUCGGUUCCUUUGCAAUUCGGACGCUUGCACCUUCAUCACAGAACGAAACCAGGCGACCCACUUGUCUGUUACACAAGAAACCACCAUCUUUUCUCUCUCAGCCCUCAACCCCCCAUUUCCACUUCUUCCCUCCCCUUCCCUCAUCCGCAUCAGAUUCAGACUUCUCUGAUCCACAGGCUUCGGAGAAUAAGACCAGGACCUCAAGUUUCGAUGUUCUCAAACUCAAGAGAGUGAACGGGUUCUUGGAUGAAGAAGAUUUGCGGAAACUGAGAAUUUUGGAGAACUUCUUGUAUGUUCAAGAAUUAGGUCAUGGGCUUUUGCAGAUUAGGCUCAUGGCUGCGGAGGAGAUAGACAAGACCGUUGAACUGCUCGCGGAUUCGUUCGCUGAAUUGUCGUGGGCACAAUUUACUUAUACUCCAUUGUUGAAGGUGGUGGUGAGGCAACAUGUGAUGGAGAGAAGGGCAGUGAUUCCUCAUGCCGCCACGCUCGUAGGCUUUUAUGGAACAGGGAACGGGGAGAUGGAGCUUGCGGGAACCGUCGAGAUAUCGUUCGAUCGGAGAGGGGCUAACGCUAAUCCCCCCACGCCGACGCCGCCGAGAGGGUCGCCGUAUCUUUGUAAUAUGUCCGUCAGGAAAGAGCUUCGAAGAAGGGGAAUUGGCCGCCAUCUAUUGAAGGCAUCAGAGGAACUUGCACCUCAGUUGGGAGCCAGCGAGAUAUACUUGCAUUGCAGGCUGAUUGAUACUGCGCCUCUUAGCAUGUAUAGCAAGGCUGGUUAUAAUGUUGUCAGAACAGACAGUCUCUUGUCCCUGUUGAGUUUUCAGCGACGCAAACACUUGAUGUAUAAGAGACUGGCUUUGCCUGCAAAGACUCGACAACUUAUAGAUCCACUGUAGACUCAAAUCUCCUCAGUGUAUAUGAAGGUAGUGAACAAAUUACAACACAGCUCAGUGUAACAAAAAAAUUGAGUUUUA
Molecule: messenger RNA, 1182 nt
Organism: Nymphaea colorata (pocket water lily)
Lineage: Eukaryota; Viridiplantae; Streptophyta; Magnoliopsida; Nymphaeales; Nymphaeaceae
Exons: 4
Coding region: 1-1104 (367 amino acids)
Molecular function (GO): acyltransferase activity, transferring groups other than amino-acyl groups
Source: RefSeq, a predicted model, not a curated record